Molecule: messenger RNA, 8350 nt
Organism: Scatophagus argus
Lineage: Eukaryota; Metazoa; Chordata; Actinopteri; Scatophagidae
Gene: itsn2b
Product: intersectin 2b
Exons: 40
Coding region: 554-6145 (1863 amino acids)
Biological process (GO): positive regulation of Rho protein signal transduction
Molecular function (GO): calcium ion binding; guanyl-nucleotide exchange factor activity; protein binding
Source: RefSeq, a predicted model, not a curated record
UAGCGACAUGUGACAACAUUAGAGCACUCGGUAGUUAGGUGAAGUCAACGCAGGACUUUAAAUGAGAAAAACAAACGACUGUAGUUCUUCUGUUGACUUCCUCCUUAUUUUUCGUCCAUCACAUCUCCCAUCAAUUGUUAUCCCUUUCCAUCUGUUCAACUUUUGUCCCUUUCUGUCUCUCUCCUCCCAUUCAGUAGACGGUCAGACGUUAACAGCGCCUCCCUGCCACCGCUCACUCGUCGUCAGCCAUGUUGUUGGUGUGACACUGAGCUGUCAGCAACAGGUUCUCUGAGUAACAACGCUGCUAAACUUAAACAUUUUUCCAACAAAUACCGCUCUCUUCGGAUAAUACGUCUCUACAGUGUGUCUGGGGAGCUGUUCAGAAGUGGUGGGUGAUCAUUUCGGGUCCCCCAGAAGCUCAGAAGUUGAUGUUUUUGCCCGCCCUGAGAGAGGUACGCAAGCGAAACUGCUUAUCUAAGCACGAGAAUGGCUGCGAGCAAUAGCUGAGGACGCUGCCGGGAGUUCCCCCUCUGUGUAUCUGCCAGCUGCAAGAAUGAAUGGUGGUCCAAGUGUAUGGGCGAUCUCUCCAGAGGAGAGGAGCAAACAUGAUCAGAAGUUUGACACCCUCUCUCCAUCAAUGGGAUAUGUCUCAGGUGAGCAGGCAAGGAAGUUUUUCCUCCAGUCAGGACUGCCUCCCUCAGUCUUGGCUGAGAUAUGGGCUUUGGCUGAUAUGAAUAAAGAUGGGAAGAUGGACAGGUUGGAGUUUUCCAUUGCUAUGAAGCUCAUUAAGCUAAAACUUCAGGGCACACCGCUUCCUUCGGCACUGCCAAUUAUCAUGAAGCAGCCUCCAGUACCUGUUCCCACCCUCAAUAACCCCACUUCAACAAUGACCAACCCAGCCUAUGGUAUGGGUACUUUGCCUAACAUGCCCAUGAUGCCCGGGACAAAUCUUGCCAUGUUGACCCCUAUCUCCGUAGCAACCCCUGGACUCUCACCUUUGACACCAAUGACAGGACUCAGCCCUUUGGUUACAACAACAACAGGCCUGAGCCCUCUAAUCGCCUCCACCCCCACAAGGCCCCUGAUGCCCACUGUGGGAAACACCACCCUACCAAAUGGCAACAUGGGAAUUCUCCAGCCUCUGGUCACUGGCCUGCCAUUUUCUGCAUCCUCCUACUCCUCUCCUCUUGGCCUCUCCUCUGCUGCUUCUGGUAUGAACAAGGCCUCAUCACUGCUGGACCUCGGAUCUGUCAGCUCUGCUUCAUCAUCCCCAUCUGUGAUGUCCCCCAUGGUCGCUGGCCCCAGUGACUGGGCUGUGCCACAUGCCUCCAGACUCAAAUACAGACAGCAGUUCAACAGCCUGGAUAAACAGAUGACUGGAUACCUCACUGGUCAGCAAGUGAGAGGUGCCAUGGCAACCACAAUGCUGACUCAGACACAGCUGGCUUCCAUUUGGACUUUAGCUGAUGUGGAUAAGGACGGCAAGCUAAAAGCUGAGGAGUUUAUUCUGGCAAUGCAUCUCGUGGACAUGGCAAAGUAUGGACAACCCCUGCCGCUUACCCUGCCGACUGAGCUGGUACCACCCUCACAAAGGUUGGCAGCGAAUGGAUCCAGCCCUUCCCUGAUUGAUGACUUGGACAUAGAACCUCCACAGAAACCCAAAGCUAACUAUUCAUUCGAGGAUAAAUUCAAAGCUAACCUGGAGCGAGGGAAUGCAGAGCUGGAGAAAAGACGACAGGCUCUGCAGGAGGCGGAGAGAAGGGAGCAGGAGAGGCGCGCUCAGAAGGCGAAAGAAGAGCAAGAGAGGAAAGAGAGGGAGGCUCGAGAGGCCGAGGAGAGGAGGAGGAAGGAGGAGGAGAGGAGGCUGGAGCGACAGAGGGAACUGGAGAGGCAGAGAGAAGAAGAGCGGCAGAGAGAAAUAGAGAGAAAAGAGGCUGCACAGCGGGAGCUGGAGCGCCAGAGGAAGGAGGAGUGGGAGAGGAGGCGGCGAGGAGAGCUCCAGAUAAAGAGGGAGCGUGAGCAGGAUGAUAUCAUCAAACUGAAAGCUAAGAAAAAGAGUCUGGAGAUGGAGCUGGAGGCUGUGGGUAACAAACACCGUCAGAUCUCAGACCGACUGCGUGACUUUCAAAACAAGAAGAAGCUUCAGAAGACAGAGCUGGAUCUGACCAAUCAAAAGAUAGAGACACGCCAGCAGGACAUUAACAACCUGCAGAAACAGCUAGAGGACUUCCAGAGGAAGUUGUCCCAUCUGACUCCAGAACAGAAGAGGCUGACUGAGAAACUCAAAAACAUGGCUCUGAAUAACCUCCCUGCUUCGGCCAUGUCCACCUUGAAGGGGAGCGUCACAGAGAAAAAAGGGACGUGCAUGAAACUCCGACAGCAGCUGGAAGCCCUGGAGAAGGAGACUGCUGCCAAACUGGCUGAGAUGGACCAGUAUAACAAAGAUAUGCAGGAACUGAGAGAGAGUCAGAGAAAACAGCAGGCAGCACUAGAGAAACUACGGAGCAUCAAAGAGGACAAACGUCAUGAGCUGAUUCGAAGGAAAGAGCAGGAAGAGGAGAGGAGGAGGAGGGAAGAGGAGAGGAAAAGACAGGAGGAGGAGAGGAGGCGCAGAGAGGAGGAGGAAGCUCAAAGGCGAAUCAAGAUGGAAAAAGAGCGUCAGUGGCAAGAGAAGCUGAAGAGGGAUGAAGAGGAGCGCCAGAGAAGGCUCCAGGAGGAGAGGGACGCCAAAAAGAGAGAGGAGGAGGAGAAAGAGAGACAAGCUCUUAUCCAGGCAGCCAAGGAAGAGGCCGAACGAGAGCUCAGAGCAAAGGAGGAGGCAGAGCGGAAGAGAAGAGAGGAGGAGGAGAGGAAGAAAAGAGAAGAGGAGGAACGGCAGAGGCAAGCAGAGAGACGGAGGCAAGAGGAGGAGAGGAGAAAGCUGGAGGAGGAGAGGAGGCAGCUAGAGGAAGAGAGGAGGAAACUGGAGGAGGAGAGGAGGAAAGAGGAGAAACGACGCAAAGAAGAGGAGGAGCGACACAGGCGCGAGGAAGAGAGGAAGAGGCUGGAGGAGGAGCGGAGAGAGGAGCAGCAUAAGAGAGAGAGGGAGGAGCAGGAAAGGAGGAGACAGAGGGCUGCUGAGGCCGCCAUCCGCGAUGAGGAGGAGAGAAGAAAGAGAGAGGAGGAGGAGAGAAGAAAGAGGGAUGAAGAAAAGAGGAGGCUUCAGCAGGAAGAGGAGAGAAAGAAGCGUGAGGCAGAAAGAAAGAGGGCAGAAGAGGAGAGGAAGAGAAAGGAGGAGGAAGAGGAGAGGAGGAAAGCCAAUGAGGAAAGAAGGAGGAGGGAGGAGACAUCUCAUCAGCAGCAGCAGCCGAGUGGAGGAGGAAAGGUGGAUAUUCAGGAGAAGCUGACAGCUCUGCUGAGAGGACUGGAGGAGAGAAAGGGUGGACAACCCAGGGCCACAAAGCACAGGAAGUCAGCAGCUCUCACAUCCUUCAAAGCACUCUACCCCUUCACUGCACGGAACAAUGAAGAGCUCACCCUCAGUGCAGACGAUAUCAUCGAGGUAGAUGAGACGAUGGAGCGAGAGGAGGGUUGGCUCUAUGGCAGCAAACAGGGGAAGAUGGGCUGGUUCCCAGAGAGCUACGUAGAGAGAGUGGGCUCAUCAGACACAGCUAAUACUGCCGCUCCUACGUUGCCUCUCCAGUCACAGCUUUCCAGUGCCCUCGAGGCCGCCAAAGCAGCAGGGAUGAAAUCUGCCUUCACCCCAACACACUCUGCAAACUCUGCACCCUCAGAGACACAAGGACAGCAGGUGGUGGGUAACCUGUUGGCCCAGGCUCUGUGUUCAUGGACAGCAAAAACAGAAAACCAUCUGAACUUCAAUAAGGACAACAUCAUUCAGGUGUUGGAGCAGCAGGAGAACUGGUGGCUGGGAGAGCUAAAUGGUGAACGGGGCUGGUUCCCCAAGACGUAUGUGAUGCUGCUGGGAGAAGAAGAGAGUUCAGACACGAAGAGCUCCCCUCCUGAGUCUAGUGACAGCCUGCAACUCGAAGAAUACGUAGCCUUGUACACUUACGAGUCUCCAGAGCCUGGUGAUCUGACUUUUAGUGAAGGAGAUGUGAUCUUGGUGAGCAAGAGAGAGGGCGAGUGGUGGAAUGGUUCUACAGGCAACAGCACAGGCCUCUUCCCCAGCAACUACGUCAAACCUAAAGAGACGGAUACAUCAAGCGUAGCUGGAAAGAAGAAGCCAGAAAUUGCCCAGGUGCUUAGGCCCCACUCCUCUACUGGCCCUGAACAGUUGAAUCUGGAAAAUGGCCAGCUCAUCCUCAUCCUCAACAAGAAUCCCUCUGGUUGGUGGCUUGGAGAGCUGCAGGCUCGUGGUAAAAAGCGUCAGAAGGGUUGGUUCCCUUCUUCUAAUGUCAAAAUAUUGGGAUCCAACAGUGGCAAGUCCACCCCAGCACCCCAACCAGUCUGUCAGGUGAUAGCAAUAUACGACUACACGGCUGCCAACGGGGACGAGAUGAGCUUCUCCAAAGGUCAGACCAUCAACGUUUUAGACAAGAACGACCCUGAUUGGUGGAAAGGAGAGCUCAAUGGGGCCACUGGUCUCUUCCCCACAAAUUAUGUGAAGUUGACUACAGUGGAUUGUGACCCCAGCCAGCAGUGGUGUGCGGACCUGAACAGCCUGGACUCGCUGAGCUCCCAGGAGAAGAAGAGGCAGGGUUACAUCCAUGAGCUGAUACAGACCGAGGAAAGAUAUGUGGAUGACCUGCAGAUCGUGCUGGAUGUCUUCCAUAAGCCUAUGUCAGAGUCGGGCCGGCUGAAGGAUGCAGAGAUGCAGCUGAUUUUUGUCAACUGGAAAGACCUGCUGGCCUGCAACACUAAGCUUCUCAUGGCACUGCAUGAUCGUAAGAAGAUGGGCGGGGAGAACAUGCCGGUGCAGAUGAUCGGAGAUAUCCUGGCUGCGGAGCUGUCCCACAUGCAGCCCUACAUCCACUUCUGCUCCUGCCAGAUCAACGGGGCUGCGCUGCUCCAGACUCGCAUUGACAACGAGCCAGACUUCAAAGACUUCCUCAAGAAAAUUGCCACAGAUUACAGGUGCAAAGGAAUGCCGCUGUCCAGUUUCCUGCUCAAACCCAUGCAAAGGAUCACACGCUACCCGCUGCACAUCAAAAAGAUCCUGGAAUGCACUGCAGAGGGCCAUGCUGACCAAGGUCCUCUGAAAGAGGCUCAGGAGAGGGCAGAAGCACUUUGUCAACAGGUUAACGAGGGCGUGAGAGAAAAGGAGAACUCUGACAGACUGGAAUGGAUUCAGAACCACGUGCAGUGUGAUGGUGCUGCAGAGAACCUGGUCUUUAACUCUCUCACCAACUGUUUGGGCCCCAGGAAGCUGCUCCACAGCGGCAAGAUGUACAAGGCAAAGAGCAACAAAGAACUCUGGGCUUUCCUCUUCAACGACUUUCUGCUUUUGACUAACACGGGGAAGCAGUUCACCUCGUCUGGUCCUGAUAAACUGUUCAGCAUCAAGAACAAUGUACAGCUCAAGAUGUAUAAGCCGCCUGUGCUGCUAAACGAAGUUCUGGUGAAGCUGCCAGAUCCUUCCAGCGACGAGCCCACCUUCCACAUCUCGCACAUCGAUAGGGUCUAUGUACUCAAGACUGACAACAUCAAUGAACGGACAGCGUGGGUUCAGAAGAUCAAGGCUGCGUCUGAAGAAUUUAUUGAGACAGAAAAGAAAAAAAGGGAAAAGGCCUAUCAAGCACGGUCAGUGAAGGCCAGUGGAAUCGGCAGACUCCUUGUUACCAUCUUGGAGGCCACUGAACUCAAGGCACUCAAACCAAAUGGUAAAAGUAACCCCUACUGUGAAGUGACCAUGGGAGCUCAGAUCUUUACAUCCAGGACGCUUAACGACACUCUGAACCCAAAGUGGAACUUCAACUGUCAGUUUCACAUCAAAGACCUUUACCAGGACGUCCUCUGCAUCACCAUCUUUGAAAGAGACCAGUUUUCACCUGAUGACUUUCUGGGUCGGACGGAGGUUCCUGUGGCAACCAUAAAAAAAGAGUUUGAAAGCAAGGGUGCAGUGACACGUCGUCUUCUGCUUCACGAGGUCCCUACAGGGGAGGUGUGGGUCCGACUCGACCUGCAGCUCUACGGCAACAAAUAGCCAUACAGCAUGAACUGAAAUAAUGACGGAGUCCUACAGCAGAGUAAACAAACAAACAAACAAAGAAAGCUGCUUUUUGUCACCUAAUAAACAUUGAUGGAUCUCCCCAGCAUGCCUAAUAUGGAAUAAGAUGUCAAACAAGAAACACACGAACUGUGUUUCACAUGCCUUAAUGUUAUCAACCAGCAAUAAUAAUACCUCUUCUGAUGUCUUCCAGUGAGCGUAAGGACCUGAGUGACAUUGUCUUAACCCGCCAAUAGGAGACAGAAUUGGCCUUUUUUUCCUUGUUCAGGGAGCAGUGGUAAUGGUUGCAUAACUGGAGCACCUGCACAAUUCAUACUGUACGCUCUGAAGGAGUUAAGAGGAAGGACCACAGUUACAGUGGAGACAUUGUGUCUCAUGAAGCUGAAUCUGGGUCCUCUCCUCUAAUUUGUAACGGAGGGAGAACUAGACAACGACUCUUUAGAAACAGACUGUUGUACUACCGUUACUAAAGCACUACAGUACAGCUACAAAUAUAAAGGUUUUUAUCUGUUCCACUGAACUAGAUUCACCGCUCUGUAUAUCAGUUACGAUGGCUGUUUUUCAAAUAUUCAAUGACUGAGGGACACUCUGCCAUGUCUGGUCAACAAAGACCAUUUAUUGAGUUUAAGUUGAGGUAGCAAGUAUUUUCUCUUCACUUACACAAUAUGUAUAUGUUUUCAAGAUGUGUUUCUUUUCAGAUCAGGGUGUGACUGAUGGUUUUCAAGAGACUGAUCUGUAAAUUCUCACAGUGACAUGAAGGGCAUCAUGAACAGCAGAUGACGAGCAGCAACACGGAUUGUGUUGGGACGACCGGGACAAGACGUUUUUUUGUUAGUACCGCUGGUCUGGAGUCAGUUUACUACUGUGGAUCUCAGGAUGUGUUGUUCUGGAUUGAGUCUGUGUUUUGUGUCUGUUGUGAGUUUAUGUCUUUGGAGUACGGGAAACAUGCUAAUUGUUCAAUUAAGAUACGGUAACGUAUGAGUAUUUUAAGCCCAGGCUUCUUGAUGCUGGAGCCUUCGAAUCAUCUCUUUAGUCUAAUCUGUCAGUUCUGUAGCAUGAUGUCUGUUGUUAUGGGGGGUCUUGGGAUAGAUUUAUAGGCUUUUUUCUUUUGUGUGCAAAAUCAGCCAAGGCCAAGUAGCUGGAGUGCAAAAUAAUUUUUAGUUGAAAGAAUGACAUGUGAAAACCUGUAUUGAUGAGCAUGUCCUUCUACAGCAGCUGAGUCAGCUGUUCACACGGGGAGGAUGUUGAGAUGGUCAAUAAUUUGAGGAAGCGCUGAUGGGCAGUUUGUCAACAAUAACAAUAAACAGUGUUUGCUCAUUUGUAUUUUUGUUUUUCACGCUUUAAGCCUGCCAGAGAUUUUAAGUGUCAUUCUUGUGUUCACGCCUCUUUGACAGCAAUAUCGCCGAUCCCUGUUGCCUCAAAAUGCUGCCCUUUCUGAACAUCCACCAUGAAAACUUAACAAGGAUGUGGUGUUUCAGAGCUUUUUAUGUUGUUGUCGGUUUCUUUUUUGUGCCCUGUUUUUACUCUCUUUCUCCUUUGUUUCCACUUUCCUCACUUUCUCCUCUAGCUUUGAGUGAACAUUAACAAAAAAGUGUUGUAUUUAUUUCUUAAUUUAUGCGUGUGUGACUAUCCAAAUGUUUGAAGCGGCUUUGUUUGCUGUGUCAUCUUGGAUAAUCAGCUGGUAUCCACUGGGUUUGUGUCAUGUCAAAUAUUAAAGAUGCCUUCAUUAAACACAUGUUGAUACUGUUUUGAAUUAAACAUCCUAUAAGAUUGAUUUUUACUGUAAGUAGACUAGGUCAUCAGUCGGUUUGUUAUGCCUGCUGUUUUGUGCUGUUGUGUUCUAUUCAUUUGUCUCAUUCAAUCAACAAAACUCUUUAUGUCAUUUAUUAACUUUGAUGGGUUUUUUUGUGUUGUUUUGUUUUGAAUUUGUGGAAAAUGUGCAAAUAGACUGCACCACCUUGCUCGUCUGUGUAGGGGUGUUAAAGUUUAGUUUUGUUUUACUUUUUUCCUGCAGCCUUCUGCAUUUGACUGCUGCUGUGCUAAAUGAGUUGAUGGCCUCUCUAUCCCAGAUUGUCUGAUCAUCCUGGAGUCUGUAACCUGCUGUUUGUAUUCACUUUGGCCUCCAUGUGGCGCUCUCUGAAUCAGGGUUUCUUAAGUCAAAUUAAAGACAUUAAAAGUGAA